AAAACAGGUUUCUGAUUGGAGAAAGUUUAAAACCAAUAUUUGUGUUUGCAGCAAGGUAAAUAAACGUAACUAUCUGUGGUGAAAUGAGAAAUUGUUAGUAUUUGCCGUGUGAUCUUCAGAAAAUUGAAUUUUAAACUAUUAGUUGAAGAAGGUGAAACAGAAGAAUACUAAAUACAAGAAGAUAUUUGUGAGGAAAAAAGGAUAUUUCUUUAAAGGAAUUGUUGUGUUUUAGAUUCUUAUACUGUUAACCAAUUUUCGAAGCCGAUUUGUUUUUAAAGGUCUAAUUCUUGUGUUCCUUAUAUUUGUUUUAAUUUGUUUUAAAAACAACUUCUGAACCAAUUUUUUAAAUUUUGUUUUUGAGUGAUAAUUUGAACAUCGUGUUUUGUUUUGGAUAUAUUUUAAGUUAUUUCUGGAUUAUAUCUAUUUAUUAGUGAUCAUUAAUGGAUUUUUUAAUUGUCAAUUUUGUGUUAGAUCAAAAAGUGCUCAAUACACAAAAGUAGUAGAAACUCAUAAAAGUGCAGUGAAAUAUUUUAAGGAUAAACAUUUUGAUGAUUCAAAUGGAAUAAUACGAAAUGUGCCAAUUUACGCAGUUUCAUAACAGGAGAGUUAUAUCAAAGGGAAGUAACUAUGAUGACUCAAAACUCCCCAGAGCCACAUCCGCUUACACGUUUGAAUGUUACUCAGCAUGAUAAAAUUUGGGAAAGAGAACAACCGCGUAAUUUUUUUGGAUUUAAUACUAAUGACAUUGCCUUUUCUCCUCCAUUAAAACAUAUAACUCCAGAUACUGCCAAGGAAUUGUGGGAAAAUUUUGAUCCAUUGGACGCAUUAGAUUCUGGAAGUGAGUCUUCAUGUGAUACAAUGAUUAUGAUGAACACGGAAGAAGAACAGCGAAAUGAACUCAGCAUUCAACGCAGCAACCAAUCAUACGAACAACGCAAACAAAUUGAACGUAAUUACAAAUACGGUCCUCACAUAUUACCCACUUUAGAAGAAGACGAUACAGCUAUUGACGAGGGCUACGGAACAGACAAUCGCACUAACACAUCAGCCUCAUUUUCAUCUCCACUGUCUUCCAGUUUAUCAUCACUUUCAACUUCAGAAAGUACAUCCAGUAACGGCAGCUUACCACGUCAACAAACUACACAAAUGUCAAAGACACCUCAAAUUACCUCAAAUGGGCGUGUAACUGUCAAUAAUCGUCCCAUCAUGCCAGUCAGAAAAGUUACACAAAAUGUUGAUCGUCAAGAGAACUCUCAGUCAUUAGAAGAGCGACUUCGAGCUCUGACUACAAUAGAGGAGGAAGACUCAAAUCAAUCCGAUCAGGAAAAACCCAGCAGACCUCAAAACUUGCGUGGAAGUUUUCAAAAGCGUGAUUUUCGACGAUCAGGAGGUCAAAGUGCUAAUAGAAGUGGUCCAAUACAAUACAAUGGUACAGUCUCACAAAAGGACAAAGAGGGUGUUUUCAGAGCUGUGCCAGUACAAGUAGGUCAAGGUCAGGAUCAGAAACUCCCAAAUGAAUAUCAUGGUAGUUCGGGCAAUAUGCCUACCUCACCUACGUCCCGUCAGGAAUGGAUUAAUCGUGUGGAGAAAAUGGGAUAUGUACCACAUUCAGACGUUAAAUAUUAUGACACUUUAUGGAACGAUAAAAAUAUACAAAUGGGCAUGUCAGAUAAAUGUAAUGACACCAAACGCAUCCCUGUGCUAAAUGAUGAUGUAGAAAGUGACAUGAUAAUGAAGCCUAAACAAAGUCACAUGGUUUCUAUGCCUGACUUGCGAUUCGAUCGGCAGCAACAUCCACCUGUGAUUUAUUCUAAUGACACUCCUGUGAAAAUGCGUCAGAAAACUCCAGCGAGACGUGAUCGUUAUUCCUGGGACUGUAAUAAUAGUUCUCAUCCAGAAUUGACCAAUCAAAUUGCAAACAUUGAAUCAUGUGACUCUCCACGGUUACAGGACCAAUUACGAGCUAUGUCAGAACUGUCACUUGGUAUAAAAAAACCAUUGUACGCAUCUUCUGCAGACAUAUAUAAACUCUUUCAAGGCCAAGGUCAAAAUCAAUACGGGUUACCUCAAGGCCGAAAUUCUUCACAUCGCCAUAGUUUCCAUACUGUGCCAUCCUCACAAUCUUGGAUGCAGACAAUACCUCAGUCGACAGAGGAAGUGAAAAUGCGUCUGCGCUCUGGAUCAGGAUCUUCAAAAAGACCACCUCAAAAACCAAUGCGUGUAAGUUACGACCAAUCUUAUGGACCUAGUAGUUCUGUGCGUGAUAUGCCAUCUUUUGUACCUGAUGGUAGAAAUGAAAAUAAUAUGGGCUUAGGACUGCCAUAUUUUUUGCAGAUGCCUUUGCUUACCUACAGUGUACAUUUUGAUACCAUCAAACAAAUCUACUUCUUUUUAAGUGGAAGAAUAAAAUCACAAGCUCAUUAA
Messenger RNA from Lottia gigantea (owl limpet), 2424 nucleotides. RefSeq lists its product as hypothetical. The record is from RefSeq and is a predicted model, not a curated record. Lineage: Eukaryota; Metazoa; Mollusca; Gastropoda; Lottiidae. The transcript is spliced from 2 exons. The coding region runs from base 628 to 2424 and encodes 598 amino acids.